AUGACCUCAAAAACGAAUUGUGCGACUUUAAGAAGUACAAUGAACCACUAUCCAAAGAGUUUGAAGGGUCAUGAAGUAUCAUUCCCUUGGCUGGCUACUACUAUUCCACUUUUAUUUAUGUCCAUGCUUGCUGUCAUAUUCCGUGUUGCAUGGCAAUGUGGGCGUUUGAACAAGGCAGAUGUAGGCAUUUCGAUUGCUCUUGGCUUCAUGAUCGCUCAUGAAAUCGUGGGGUGCGUUGGCAUAUUUACUUGGGGACUGGGCCAUGAUGUCGCCUCUCUCCAUCCCGAAAAGGCUCAAAAAGCUAUCAUGGUAGGGAAUCCUAGAUACUAA
Sclerotinia sclerotiorum 1980 UF-70 is the source of this 330-nucleotide messenger RNA. RefSeq lists its product with no specific name. The record is from RefSeq and is a predicted model, not a curated record. The coding region runs from base 1 to 330 and encodes 109 amino acids. Lineage: Eukaryota; Fungi; Ascomycota; Leotiomycetes; Helotiales; Sclerotiniaceae. The transcript is spliced from 4 exons.